UCGUGAAUUUAAAAAAUUAUAAAACAAGGCCCAAAAUAACUUUGAUGGUAUUAUUGUAACAUAAAGAUGAGUUCUUUAAACAGUUUAUCGAAAUAUCUAGGAGCACCGAUAGCGAAACAGCAGUUAAUAAAUAUUAACCUUAAAAGAUUUUUAAGCAGUGUAUCUGAAGAAUGUAAAAGACAAAGUGAUUUGUUUGCCGCUGAAAAACAAAGACAACGCGAAAAUGUCGGUAGAAUUGAGAAAAUUGAUGUUCACACCGAGGGACCUCCAGAAGCCAGUUUAAUCAUGAACAAGAAUGUUUCUACGCCUUAUGACUGCGCCAAACAUUUGGGAGACAAAUUUGUGGAUAGGGCUGCUGUAGCACUAUUAAAUAACGAAACAUUAUGGCAUAUGCAUAAACCUUUGCCUGAUUCCUGCAAAUUGGAAUUUUUACAUUAUCAAAUACCUAACCCUGCUGUUGUUAAUAAGACAUUUUGGAGGACAUGCAGUUUUCUAUUGGGAGCUGUGGUAUCAAAUGCAUUUAAAGAUGAUGUCAAUCUACAGUUACACAGUUUUCCCAGUCCAAAUGUUAAAUCUGGCAGUUUUGUGUAUGAUGUUCAGCUAGGCUUGGAAAACUGGAAACCAACAACUUCUGAACUGAAAGUAUUGUCAAUAGAAAUGAUCAAAUUCUGCCAACAAGCCCAUCCAAUCGAAUGUCUGGACGUAGACAAAGACUUUGCCUUCGAAAUAUUCAAAUGCAACCCUCACAAAACCGAACAAAUCCCCGAUAUAGCAGCACAUAACGACAAUAAGGUGACUUUAUUCAAAGCCGGACACCACGUGGAUAUUUCUAGGGGCCCCAUGGUCACAAACACGGAUCACUUGGGCCGGAUUACCGUUUGCAAUGUUCUCAAGCUGGAUACGGAUAUUAGUGGAGGGCCUAUCUACAGGUUUCAAGGAGUUGCUUUGCCAAAGAGUAUAGUUCUGAAUCACUUCGCUUAUGGUAUUAUCGAGGAUAGAGGAAAGGUUUUGAAUUCGGGAAGGAUACCUGGAAAACAUGGUGAUGUGAAUGAGGAUAACACUUUUGUUAGUCAAAUGGCUGUUUAAUAUAGUUUUAUUUAUUU
Molecule: messenger RNA, 1103 nt
Organism: Brassicogethes aeneus
Lineage: Eukaryota; Metazoa; Arthropoda; Insecta; Coleoptera; Nitidulidae
Source: the annotation of a GenBank genome assembly